This is a messenger RNA of Paramuricea clavata, 193 nucleotides long. NCBI's taxonomy places the organism in Eukaryota, Metazoa, Cnidaria, Anthozoa, Malacalcyonacea, Plexauridae. The record is from the annotation of a GenBank genome assembly.
AUGUUAACUAAAACAGACCACAUAGGGGUUAUUUUACCAGCAGGAACAAAACUAAAACCUAUGCGCCGAAAGGUUGAAUUUCGGGAUUGUAGAAAGCAUCGAAAGAAAGAUUUCCAUAAAGCUUUAGCAGAAGAAGAUUGGGAGGAUGUAUCGCAGUCCACGAAUGCAAAUGACGCUGUGAAUUGUCUUGAAC